This is a messenger RNA of Salvia miltiorrhiza (redroot sage), 1315 nucleotides long. RefSeq lists its product as uncharacterized. Lineage: Eukaryota; Viridiplantae; Streptophyta; Magnoliopsida; Lamiales; Lamiaceae. The transcript is spliced from 3 exons. The coding region runs from base 631 to 1005 and encodes 124 amino acids. The record is from RefSeq and is a predicted model, not a curated record.
AAUUUUCUAAUUUUAACCCUAAACCCUAACACAUCUGAAACUCAACUCCUCCUUAUUCCUACCCGCGCCGCUCUUCUCACUCUCAGCCUCUCAUUCGUCCCUCCCUCCCUUCCGUCCAGCGCCGCGCCGUGCCGUGCCGUCGUCCACCCAUCGUCGCCGUGUCGUCCGCCUGUCGCGGACUACCCAGGCUGGGCCGGGCGUCUCCCCUUCCGCGACGCGACAGCCCUGGCGACUACCCCCUUCUCGGUUCCAGUUUCCAGCGGCGAGAAGAAGGCCCCCUUCCGGCGGCAGCCCAGGCGACAGGCGUCGUCCUUGGAGGCGGAGGCGACUACCCCCUUCCAGCUUCCAGUUUCCAGCGGCGACUACCCGCUACCCGACUUCCCCUUCCGGUGCGGCUGCCGGCCAGUACCCUAGGUGUGGGGAGGAGUAAACAGAUCGAAAUUGGUGUUAAGCCGAAAGCUUUUCCUCAGAUCGAAAAAUUGAAUUAUUGAAUAGUUUUAUUUUUUACUUUUGUUUUUUCUGGAUUAAUUCUGUGGAUUCUGAUGAAUUUUCGAACUUCAAUUCUGGUAAUUGACUUUGGACUCUUGCCACACUUAUCCUUGUAACUGCAGGCUUGAUCUAUAUUAACUGAUGAAACUUGUGUGCAAUUUUCCCCAAUUAAGUGAAACGUUUUGCUUCUGCCUUGAAUCAGGUGCCUUCUCUCUUGAAGCCUGCAGUUACAUUGCUUCUGAACAAGGGGAAACUAUUACAUUUGCUGAUGUUGCUGGUGUUGACGAGGCAAAAGAGGAGCUGGAAGAGAUUGUGAUCUUCUUGUUAAUAAGUUCCAAUACAGUCGAUCGAAGAAGAAAGCGGCGACAAUGGAGAUGCGAAAUAAAAUUAGUGGAGACGAUGGAGAUAGUCUCCUAUACAUAUCAGAGAUUCGUCUUUAUAGGGCCUUAUAUCGAUAGGUUCUUUGUUGUAGAUAGCCUAGUAGAUGAAACUUGCAAAUUGGCUGAGCAUUAUUAGUUUCCCAUGCUGUCUGAGCUUUCUAGGCAUAUAUUUGAUCCAAGAUCAGUGGUUUGUAAUUCUGCACUUGUGGUUUUAUUCAAUUUGUCUGGUCUUUUGGCUUUUAUAUAUAUUUCUUUAACUUUAGCAUCCUUCCCAUUGUUGUGCCUGUUGGUGUGCGGGACUUUGACAUUGAUGGGGAACUAUGGGUGAAACUGCGACUCAUACCAACAGAACCGUGGGUGGGAGCUGUAUCGUGGGCCUUUGUCUCUCUUCCAAAGAUAAAGUUUGAGUUAUCACCAUUUCGCUUGUUUAAUUUGAUGGGUAGGUU